GCGCCGGCAGCGCCCGCUCCUCCCGCCCCGCUCCGCUAAGCUCCGCUCCGCUCCCCCCGCCGCGGCGGGGCCGGGCCGCGCAGCACACCCCAGCACAUCCCGGCCCGAUCCGCUGCUCUCCGCUGGCUGGGGACUCCGCAUCCUCCCCGCUCGGCGCGCCGGCAUCCCUCAGCCUCGGUUACCGGGAGAGGCACCGCUUCUAGGGCCGGGCAGCCCUGGCACAGCAGGGGGACGAGGCGCACGAUGCUACCGCUGACCUGUUGAAAGCGCCGAGCUUGUUGGGUCUUCUUUUGUCUUGGCCGUCUUAUUUUUUUUUCCUUCUGGGGGAAGUUUGCUCCCCAGCCUGUGGCCCGGCUUCCUCCACACCCUUUCCUGCUCCUCUUCCUCCUCGUUUCCAGGAUCCGCUGCGUGCAGUGAUUUCCCUCGUACGCCGCAGCCGCCGGGAGCGCUGGCCCUGGGGCACCCCCGCCCUCGCGCCGGACCUGCCCGCCGGCUCCGGGCUCGCCCUCCCCUCGGCGCAGCGGCGGGGCGGCCCCGGGAGGGCUGUGCCCCUCGGCGGAGGGGAAUCCCCGGGCUGCCGGGCCGCCACCAUGGCCAAAGUGGCGGCGGAAAGUUGCGGAGCGGCGCCGGCCGAGGACUUGUCCAAGGUGUCGGACGAGGAGCUGCUCAAGUGGAGCAAGGAGGAGCUGAUCCGCAGCCUCCGCCGCGCCGAGGCCGAGAAGAUGAGCGCGAUGCUGGACCACAGCAACCUGAUCCGCGAGGUGAACCGCCGGCUCCAGCUGCACCUCGGCGAGAUCCGCGGCCUGAAGGAUAUCAAUCAGAAGCUGCAAGAGGAUAACCAAGAACUGCGAGACCUUUGCUGCUUCCUGGAUGACGACAGGCAGAAAGGCAAGAAGGUGUCCCGCGAAUGGCAGAGGCUGGGCAGGUACAGCGCCAGCGUCAUGCACAAAGAGGUGGCCUUGUACUUACAGAAGCUGAAAGAACUGGAAGUGAGACAAGAAGAAGUGGUUAAAGAAAACCUGGAGCUGAAAGAGUUGUGUGUGUUGCUGGAUGAGGAGAAAAGCGGCGGAGCAGGCAGCCGGAGCUCUAUCGACAGCCAGAUCAGCCUGUGCCAGUUAACCACAGCAAGUACCUACAUCAGAGAUGUCGGUGACGGGAGCAGCACUUCUAGCACGGGAAGUACAGACAGUCCAGACCAUCAUAAACAUCACCCAAGUACUAGUCCAGAACACCUUCAAAAAACUCGGGGUGAAGGAAGUCCUGAGCAUCAGAAACACCGGAGUGUCAGCCCAGAGCACCUGCAGAAGCCCAGGAGUUCUGGCAGUCCUGAUCAUCACCUGAAAGGACCAAGUCCGGAACAUCACAAAACCAUCGUCAAAGCACCUGAACAACAAAAGCACAGCAGCAGCAGCCCAGAAACUCUCCCAAAGCACAUUUUGAGUAGUAGCCCUGAACACUUUCCAAAGCAGAGGCCUGGUAGUAGCCCUGAGCAUCAAAAGCACAGCGGUGGCAGCCCAGAUCAUCUUCAAAAGCACACGUCGAGUGGCAGUACAGAACAUCUCCACAAAGUGAGGGGUACGAGCCCUGAGCAUCUCAAACAACACUAUGGAGGAAGCCCAGAGCAUCUCAAACAUCUCAGUGGAAGCAGCAGAGAAGGUACCCUCAGGAGACAAGUAACGGAUGACCUGUCACCUCACCACAGAAGUAUAUACAACGGAAUGAAUGAGCAUACUGAGUUGUAUUCAGGCUGGCGACAAUGAAUUGCUGGGUUGCCUGACAGCAGAGAAGCGACUGAGACCAUCUUGCAAGCUUGGAUCUCAGAUUUGUCCUCUCAAGUCCCUCCACUGUCGUGGCAUCGUCAAGAACGAGUUGGAUACUGUGACCUCCUGGGAUUGAUAACCCUGCUGCAAUUACAUCCACUCGUCCACCCAUGGAAUACCAAAAAGAUACUUGGGGAAGGCCAAAAAGAUGUAGCACAAAGAAUUUGCUUGACCCUCUUCCGUGAUAACUCUACAACAAUCCAAAUUAAAUAAAUUGUUUUGUACUUAAAUGACAAGUCAAUGCUUCUCAGUUGCCACCUGGAAAUGUGAGCGGCAGGCACUGAAGCUGAGAGUCAGUUUCCUGGGCAACAUAUUCUGUUCCACCUCUGUUGCUUGAUGGUGGUUUUAUUUUAUUAUUUUUAACUAAGAAAAUUGACAGAGUCGAAUCUGAUAUCAGUUUGAAAAAUGAAUAUUUGAAGGAUUAGUGAAGAAUGUUUGAAUGAGAAAUCAUUUCUGUUUGCUUUGAGAGCAAAACAUCUGUUGGUUUUAUCAAUAUGAAAAGAUCUGUACUUCAAUUGUAGCGAACCUUGGCUCUGUCUGCCGCGUGUUUGGUAGAGGUGCACUUAGCAGAUGUAUUUUUCAGUUAAUUGAUGUUAGAUAUCAAUCCUAUGUGUCGCUUAGACCUAGUGAGAGAUUUUUAGAUACUCAUUGGCUCUGUUACAGGAGAAACAGGGUCUUGACUGUGAAGAUGCAGUCCAGUCACACUUGCUUUCAAAUUUAACAUUUUAAAUUAAGUGCUUUUAAAACCUCCAAAAUGUUGUUAGAUUUUAAUUGAUUUGUUCUUGUGAUGCUGCUCAGAAAUCAUGAUGAAUAGCAAGCAAGAGCCUUUUGAAGCUAAUGGGAAAGGGUCUGUAGUGGAAGAUUUUCACUGCCCAGAGUGAGAAGGAUCCAGAUAAUGUUUUUGUUCUGUUUAGUAGGAAAUGCUGUUUCCCAGGGAACCAGGAGCAUCUUGAUUCCAGCCCCUGAGCCUCACUGCGUCUGUGUUUUUCCCCGUCAGUGCAGUUUUCAGGUGCCUCUGGAGUGUGAAUAGUUGUGCUGGGUAGAUGAUGAAUACGCCAGCCCGUGGGUUUACUCGCCUGGUGAGCAGGGCUGUCAAUACGAUGCUUACUCAGGAUUAAAUGUGUCCUAUUCUAGCUGGUGAAACACAGUGAGAGAGGUUCUUCGAGAGAGAGUUUCUUCCCUGCUCCAAAGCCUGAGUGUGUCUGUGGAAUGGUUAAAUUUUGCUGAGUUUGUGAACAUCUGUCACAGGGAAAGACUGAAAAUCUCUAACAUGUUGGUCAUCAGACUAAUGACAUUCAUGCACCUUCUGGGAAUUGCCGUUGCAGCAUGUCUGUUCUUGCCAGGCCAGCCUGCUGCCCCAAACCCUUCUGCUCCGGUUCGUGCUGUGUGCGCUUGUUUCAGCGAGUCCUGGGAGCUUCUGAAGGGUCCAGAGCAACACUGUGACCUGGGAGUGGGGACUGUGCUCCCGGCCGAGGAGGGGAGGACACGGCUGUUCUUUGCUCACUUGCUUGCUGUCAAAAGCCAUUAGAAAGUCCCCUCCUUGCUUUUCUAACAGCUUUUUACUUAGAUAAGUCUGUUUGGAGUGUGGUGUAAAAAUUGGGGCUGAGGUUACGUGCCUAGAAAACACCUUUAUGAACAAUUAGCUUCAUACAAACAUUGUCAAUGUGUUUCCUUUCAAAAUGAACUUUUGAAGCAGUGUUUCCUUCCUUCCUGGAUUUCCUGAAUUAUGCUAACCAAACCAAUGAGGAGCAAAGCUCAUUUUAAUUACAUUUUGUGUGUGUGUGUGCAGCAGGUGUGCUACAAGUUGUUAAUGUACCUUUUGCAUUUACAGGGGUGCUUAAAGGUGUCUUUGCAUGUAGAGGAAGUGAUUUACAAUGAGUCCAGAUUUUGAGUAAACAUGAAGUGGCCGUGACGGCUUUAGCAGAGGAAGCUACGUUUUGCUAUCUUGUUUCCUGUGGCCUGUUUUUAAUCUUGCAGGCUAGUUGUGUAACUGUCAUUAUCUUUAUUUGGGAAAUUGAGAUGCUGAUAGGAAUUGGAGGCACGGUCUAGCUGUCAGCUGGGGAUUUCACUUUGCUAACUGGUACGACCAAAAGGAGCAUUCAUCUUUCAUCCAAAGAAAAUCUGAAAAUGAAAGCUCUUAUAUGCUAAAAAAAUGAGAAUACAAUACUUUGGCAGGAUGGUCAUUUAGCCUUGGUAUUAAUUGCUAGUGUGGGGCGGUGUGAAUGUGCCGGGGUGAGGGGAAGCGGUGCUGGGCACAUCUGCAUCUCCAUGGCGAGUCCCAGCCUCAACAUCUGUGUCACUUGGCAGAUGUGGAAGACGAGAACUUGGUGAACUGGUGUAUUUGGAGAUUUUUUGGCAGGAUGCGGGUAGGUGGUUCUGCUGUCUGUCAAACACUGCGGUCGGCAAUGCUGAUUUCAGGUCACGUGAAGCAGCGGCUGCGUUUGAGGGCAGACUGGGCACAGGUUCUGCUGUCUGCCAAAAGAUGGAGCUUUCCUGUACAAAGUCACGGGAGAAGAGUCAUUUCUAAAAACAUUUAUGAAUGGCACCGAUCAGAUUUAAAGCUCCAUAGUAAUGUACGCUCCGUGGGGAGCCAGGCUUUGAUGUUCCGCAGUGACAGCCCCAACAUUUCCAGUGCGUGAUGUGUGAUGACAGGACUGCAGUAACAAUUCUUGUUACAAGUGGCAAGUGACUGCGAUUCCAGCAGCCCUGCCAUGCUGAGCAGGGGGUUUAAUGGCAUUUCUUACCAUGACAUGUGGGCUGAGUGCAGUGUAAUGUUUUGAACCUGUGCAGAGAUUCAAGAGACGUUGGCAUUGUUACUAUUUUAAUCUUAGUAGAGCAAACACCAGGUUGUGCGUCCUGGGCAUGAUUUAGCAACCUGUUAGUCUUUUAAUUAUCUCCUUCCUAAUUAGAUUGGUCCGAUUAUUUGCUACUUGAAAUAAGUGCAUAUUUUUAAGUUCUCAGGGCAGUAGCUCUUGGGAAAAAAAAAAUCAUUGCUUUUCAUUUUAUAGGCAUUUUGUCUUUCAUGCUGAAGUAUGGGAACAUAUGGUGCUGCUUCUGAUGUAGCACUUGUCUAAAUAUCUUUGCUUGUAAAAUUUUCUGCAGAGCCAUAUAAUUUUCUCCUGUAAAAACAUUCCUAAUAUAUUUAACCAAUUUUAUAACUACAGGAUGGGAUUAUCACAGUUUUAUCAUUGUAAACUUUUACUGGAUGUAGGUCAAGAAAUUAAACUGUGAACCCUGAAUAAGGAAAAUGAAGAGUAAAUAGAAAUACAAGUGUUGCUAUAAUCUGUUACUGUCUGGAGGGCAGGAAAUUAGACCUCUCUGCAAUAAAUUAAUGUGCUGAAGGUGUGUGAGCCAUCCUUACUGUGCACCAGGCUGCACUGAAUGCUGCAACAGAGCAAUUUCGUGAGUAGCACUCGAGCUGUUCUGUCCUGAGCAGUGAUUCUAUAUCUGGAGAUUGGAACCAUUUUUUGCCUGGUUCCUUUUGCCAUCACUUUGGUGACAGCUAAAGGCCAGCAGUGUUUGCUUGCUAACGAGAUAAUGGUAGUGAUGACUGUUCUCUGAUAAUGCAAAGUCACAGUUUCUGUGAAUGUGAUUUUGCUGUGCUUUGGAGCUUUUUCCUCUUAAGGAAUUGCAUGAAGUAUUUAACUGCUUUUUAGGAACAUAGAACUAGAUGGGGAAGAGUUACGGGUGAUGGUGGUUGAGGUUGUGGAGAGAGAAGUGCAGGAUUGUGCGGCCUUUGGAUGAGCUUUGGCUGUGCCGCCGUUACCCCUGUCAUCACUUUUAGGCGAGGUUUAAGUCAAUGGAAAGACUUGUGUUUACUCCUCUUUUUGAACAGUUGGCCUGUGAACAGCCGUGUGAAAAAAUACAUCCAAGCCAGGCUUAACUAGCAGGAUGGAGUGAAAGGACAGGCGAACAGAAAUUUGUGGUAGCUGCAAAGCUUUGGAACUCCACAUAGAUGAAAAAGGUCUUUCUAAAUUUAUCGGAGACUUUUCUUUUGAAAAUUGCAUUUUUCUUAAUAUCUCAGAUUAAAAAAAAGCCCAGUGACUUGCCUGGGGUUUGCUUCGGUAGCUGCUGACUGCCGGUGUGAUGAGCAUUUUGGAUCCCAGUGCUGUGACCCCACGUUCACAGUAAAAGAUGUUGAAGCAAUAAGCACCAGAAUCUUGAGGGUAAAUUGUCAGAACUCUGCAGAUUUGUUGAAUGCAUCUUAACGUUAGAAGUUCUGAUCCUUAAGUAUCUUGAAUGAAAAGAACGUAAUAUGUUUUUUCAGUCACCCACUUUGCUGAAGAUGUGGAAAAGAAGAUAAAUCCAUAUACAAGUAUAUCCUAUGUUAGUUUUUGUACAUACACAGGAGAGAGAUUCAAAGUAGAAUCCAGAAAACACUGAACUAGGGUUGUUGGGCUGUUUUCUUACCAAACAGCGGAGUCCUUGAGUGGGAAGAAGAAUGACGAUUGCCAGGAGCAACAAGUGACCUGGCAGCACUUGGGGUGCUAUAGGUCAGCAGAUAACACGCGUAGUUCCCAAGUGCUGUUCCAGCAUGUUCAACCCCAUUUUGAUUUUUAAGAAAGAUGGAAUGUCAGAAGAGAGGAAAUUUAUCUUACUGCAAAUAACUGGUCACACAAGAAUUCUUUUUUGAUUCCGUUUUCAUGGGAACGUAUGUUUCACACUCGAUAGUCAACUCUUUCCCUAAGUCUUUGCUUCCCACAGUAGUUGACAUGUGAAAAAUCAGUCUGUGUGUGGUGAAGGAAACCGGUGGAGGAGCCCACAUGUAAUAAAUCCUUUAAACUGUAAGCAUAGGAGAAAACUCCUUAUCCUCCAAAAAGAAUGGCUUGGAAACCAUGGGGAGAAGGGACAGAGGGAUUUGGAAAACGUUGCAUCACUUUAAUUUCAUUUUUGGUGGGAAGAAGUGAAUCUGAAUGAGAAAUUGAUCACACACUGUUUGAUUGUGUUGUAGAAAUAUUGUCAUUGAUUUCUAGAGGAAUGAGAUAUAGUCACAUUAUUUGCCUGUGAUUCUGAGCUUUUCUGUUGGUAGAGAUUAAUUUGCUGACACUCAAAAUACCCCAAACCAAACUAAAAAAUGAAUAAAAAAAAUCUACUUGACUGCAUGGAGACUAAAUAAACUUUUUAGUCUUCAAGAUGAUUGUUAUGCCAGAGCCAUGGGGGCUGAGGAGGGAUUUUCCUUGAACUUUUAGUCCUCAGACUAACUGUGUACUUGCUGAGUAGUUCCACAGUUGAAAUGGUUAAUCACUCUCUAUAAAUCACAUAGAUACGUGAAGCUGCGACUUUCUCAUUUUGUUUGGGCUCUGAGGAAUAUAACGUGAAAAGCUGUUCAGGCUCUACCAGCUGGCUGGAAGCUGCAGGCACUUGAAUGGGAUACAGCUACAUUUACCGUGAUCAAGUGCUGCUUCAUGCAUGAAAUAAAUGCUGUGGUCCUGUACGGGUGAUUGAUGAUCUGUUACCUUUAGAACUGUAUGAGUAACAUGCAGAAUUAAUUUUCAGUGGGUUAUUCACGUUACCACUUGUUUGUACCCCCUGGAAUCUCGUAUGAUUGAUAAACAUCAUUUAAAAACAAACUCAAAAUAAAAUAUGAGAGAUUUUAAAAGUGUGCUUUUCACAACAAUAGCCCCCAUUUUGACGUGAGAUGCUUUGCAAACCUAAUCUAGCAGCAGUUUAUGCUGCAAAAGAUGUUUAUAGCUCACUUUAUUCUGGUUCAUUAUCAAAUUACUGGUCUUAUUCUUUAAGGCUCCCAGGGGAUUGACUUAAGCUGAAGUGUAUAGAUCAUCCCUCUCCGCGUGGUCCCUUGUUACCCUCAGUGGUUUUGGGCUGAUCUCAGCAGGCAGGGCUCAGUGUGGAACUGCCCACAGCAGCACCUGCUCAAACAGGGUGAUUUGCAGCUCCAGCUUAUGUACCUGGAUCCACCCUUGAACUUCUGGGGAGAAGAACCUGUUUAGGCCUGGGAUUAGCAAAAACUAGAAAACUGAGAGGAGAAUCCAACCAGCAGGAGGUGGAGAGAGGGAAGGUAUGUGAGAGGCAGGCUGUCUGAAAGGAAAUUAUGAGCUGUGUGUGGUGAUAGGGCAAAUAUCCACAGAUGUGGAGUUUGGGGAUUUCUUUCUUCUUGUGCAAUUCAGACUUGGGUUUGACUCUGCCGUGGGCAUCUGAAAAUACCUGGUGCUGCUUGCUGAGUUUGUUCCUUCCACUCUGAGCUGAUAACUGUAUACAGCUAACCUGUCUGAAGGUCUCGUUUUGCAUGUACAGAAGGAGCUGACGAUGGGUGUCGGACCCUUUGGUGAGCAGCACGUGUCAGAGUCCUGCAGCUCAGCUGCACAUCUGCUGGUGGAAACAUCAGCGUCGACGGUGCUCCACAGAUCCGUGGAGUUAGGCAGUGUGGGAUAUAUACUCUGACAGCCUCAGUAGCACCAAAAUGUUGGACUUAAGUGAAACUUUGUGGUUUUGGUCCUUGCCCUACAGAGAUCAGGUGAGCUGAUGACUUUGCUUUGUUCAGAGGUUGUUUUUGUAAUUCUUCUUUGUACACAGGCUCUUGUGCAGUUCCAGAGCAACAGAAAAGCUCAGCAGUGUCUCAGCUAACAAAAGCAAACACUCUCUGUUUCAUGUGAUUCUUGAUUUAUUUAAAAUAAAAGCAGUUGUGCGGUUGGAAGCAAGGCUGUUCUCAGCAUUUGUAAGCUGAGCAGGGUCACUCUGGGUCGUUACCUGGAUUUUUAACCUCUGGAAAGAACAAAGGUGUCAGGGCUGUAAAAAACAUCAUCUUUUGAGUCAGUCAUAAAUACUGUGAGGGUAAAGGGUGACAUACUAAGCUGAUAUUCUUUCUACUUAUUUGAAGUCCCACAGACUAAGAGUUUUAAAGUUUUUCCAGGGCUCUCUGCAAACGUUGGUGGUGGGAUGUUUUAUCUUCCAUACUUACGACUGGCUUGACUGUCUGAUGAACAACUGGAGAUAUGAAGGAGACAGCUUCCUUAAAGGGCUGUUGGCAUCUCAGUCUUCACCCUUGGGAAAACAAUGAAAACAGUGAGUGAGUGUUGAUGUUGCAGUAGAUGGGUUUGUUUGCAAGGACCAAGCUUUAUGCUCAGUGUAGUCAUAAAACAAUGAUUUCAAAUUAUUGACUUCUGGAAUGUGAAGUCAUCAAACUUCUGUUAUGGAAAAAUCUUUUAAUAUUAGAAAAGUGCAUUCUACGUGCUCUUCCCCUGGUAUAUAAACUUCUCACGUUUCCUAUAGGUGUUGUGCCUGAGCAUGUGCUCAGUGCAUGAACUCUUUCAGAGCCACUCAGCCUUGGCUUUGAUCUCAAUGGUACAACAUGUUUGACUGUUGUCUUUUUGCAAGUACUGCUUCCGUUGUUGUUGCCAUUAUUAUUAUUAUGGGAAAUUUUGCAUAAUUCUGAAUCUCAUCCUACAUUUAAAAUAUCUUAUGGUUGCUAAAAGAAGAGAUGCUAAAAUGUGUCACUAUCCUUUAGACAGGAUCUUGUGAUCACUCCAUCAAAGUCUAGGUGGGUGAUGGUCCAACUAGCUCUCUUUCUCUGCAAGUCUUGGAUGUGACAGAUGGAACAGAUGGGGGUUCAUUUCUGUAGAAGACAAGGAAGCUGCGGUGUGUUCCAGUGCUGGUAAAAGUGUACCUUUGCACAUUUUAGCAAAACAAAAAGGUUCUGCAGGCCACGUGGGUAGAAAAAGGGGUAAAAAAGCCUUUGGUCGAGAACAGCAUAUGCAUAACAUUUUUGUAUUUUGGAAUAUAAAUAAUUAUUAGAAGUAAAAUUUCUAAAAAUCUGUAAGUGUUGUCAUACAGCAAGGAAUGAGAAAAUCUUGAAAUGGGAUAAAACUUUGGUAUAGACAACAAUGAAGGACUAAUAGUUUUGGUUUAGUGGGUUUUUGUUUGUUUGUGGUUUUUUCUGUGUGCUUUUCCCCUCUUCCCCCUAGUUUUGCAAAUUCUUUUCCUUAGAGGAACCAAACCAAAAUCCAAUCCCAGAGCUGCCGUUUCCCAGGUAGGCAGCAUCAGCAGGAAUCAGAAAAGCCUCUGAAGGGCAGAUGGGUGGUAAAGAAGUGCAAGGUAUGGUUUGUAGGCAGUAUUCCUCACACACAGCAUGAUGAGUGGUUACAACAAUGAGCAGAUUUGGUGUCAAGAUUUGAAGAUAGCCUGGAAAAGGGGAGAAAACUGGGAAUCAUUGGCAUAUGCUGAAGGGAACAUUUGUCUAGAUAGAAAAAAUAAAUAGUAGCUGUUUCAAAGGUAAACAGAGAUUGCAGAACAGCAGAAUCUGCUGGUUGAAAUUCAUAUCAGGGCUGCUUUGAGUUAUUCUGAACGUGCAGGACCUGGAACCACGUCCUGUUUCAGAGUGUCCAAGAUGAGCGUUCUCUUCAAAAGCGCAGUUCUCCUGCGGAGAUUGCUCGGGGAGAGACGUUCAAUCACAGCAACGCGGUAAUUGCUGCAGUGUCAGAUGCUGGAUGCCACAGUUUGAUACUAAGCGCUGGUGAUGUUCUGGAUGUCGUGUCAGAAGGGAUAGAUCAGAAGGAAAGUGUCCGGGAAUAUGUUGCAGUGCAAGUAGUCUUGGUGCUGACACUAUUUUUAGGAUCUUUUCACUUGCCUAGGCAGUAUCUUGAUGAAAUCGAGUAAGACUGAACAUGUUUAAGGCUUUGGAGUGGAAAGGGAAUAAUGAUGAUGUUUCUCUUGAGGCCAGUUCUUAUCUCACAGCCAUUUCUUCACUUCUUUCUCUCAUUACAGGAGCUGGUUUAAUCUAAUUUAGUAAUAGCUAGAAAACAGAGAUUUUUUUUGUUUGUUUGUUUACUUAUUUAUACAUCUUAAUAUAUCUUGCUGCUUUCACUUGCUUUCUCUUUUCUUCCCAAAAAAGUUUUAACAAAUGGAAAAACAUUAUGUAGCGAGGAGGGAAGAAAACAGUUGCUGCCUAAAGAGCUGUGAAGGUUGAAUUCUGGUUUCCUUUAGCAGUGGUAAGAGAAGGACCUUGUGACCAAGACCCCAUCCAACCAGCCCCUGUAGCCACAGGGAACGGGAACCAGUUUGGGUGGGUGAUGCAAAUCACCAAAUAAGUUUAAAAGUUUCAGGGAUGAGGUGUCAAGUCCUUAGCUAAUGUGAGGUGACACAGUGCAACAGAAUUUGGACCGAUGGGGGAAUUUGGCUUGUAUUUUCAGAUCUUCAAGCUAUUUCAGACAUUACAUCAAAUAAUGACAGCUCUUAUGAAAGCUGCAAAGAUUUGGAUAGUGGCCAUCACAGCGAUGCAUAAGACUUUCUUUUACAGCUUCCUUCCGUACCCUGGCUUAGUGUUUAAUAAAAUAAAAAGUCAAUUUUAACUGGUAAGCUCAGACAGUAUAUUGUGUGUAAUCCAUGAUGCAGAUUCACUAGAGCUGUGUCAUACACAGUAGGUCUGGUUGCAAGGUGGGGCAUUAUGGAUCUAUAACUUCCCUGUCACUGUAGCCAAAAGGGUAACGGUCUUAACCUCCAUCUGAAAACAGACCAGUGCUCUUUUUUUUUUUUUAAUGAAUCCCAUAUACAUAACAUGGAUCUUGCUCAGUUUCCAAUGCUUUACCUUUUCCCCCCCAACCCCUUAAUUCCAUUACUACGGCACGUGGUGUCCAUACUUGGCCCCAGACUGUUGCUUUUCUGUCUCCUCUAUUGAAGCCUGUGCAAAGAAAUAGUUUAGUGUGUGUCUCAGUCGUGCUGUAGUUUUGGACGCGCUCUCUUUAAUGAGCUGACAGUUCAAGCUGGGCCACGUGCCUGUUUUAUAGUCUAAUGCACAAGAAAGCCUGAUAGCAAAUCCAAAGGUGAUUGAUGUUGCAGCAGAACUUUAAAAAUAAGAUGAAUUAAACUGUGGAUAGAGUUUUCUGGGUUUGAGCAUUCUGCUUUGGGGUUCAAAGCUAAGCAAAUCAAGCUCCACACCGUAUUUCAUGGGUUCUUUUAUUUAUAAGUGAGCAGCUCAGCUGGGAUCUUUUUAGCCUGACUUGAAAUUCUAGCUUGAUGGUUUUCUGAUAAAUAGUCUGUCUCCUGGCCUUUUCUGAAGCUGUGGGAAGAAAUGCAAGCUGCAUGUAAAGUCACAAGAAGAAUGAGCUGUAUUUCAUUUUUACAGAGAUUUUUAUCAGCCGCUAUAUUUAUUGCGCUUAUACGUUAACACCAUUAAUUUUCAGUUUUGUUGCUUAAAGGUUUAAAACUAAGGCUUACUAAAAGAUGAUAGGUUUUUCAGUUUUUCCUGGGAAGGAUACAGGGAAAUUUCAGCUAAGAAGCAUCAGUACUGGGUUAAAAUAGAACAUCCAGCAUUUUGCAGCUAGUCGGCUAGGUGUGGUGCUUAUUUUAGAGCCUCUCAGCUGGUUUAUAUUUCAUCUUCACGGAGGUCUGGAUGGGAAGACCAGUUAUCUGUUGCCUUUGAAACGGGUGAGGCCGGGAUGCAGAUGCUGUUAAACAGCUAAACCAGUGCAGGAGCCACCAGGGAAAUCAAGACCUACAACUUCACCCAGAAAAUGUUUUUUGCUGUGGACAGAGAAUUGACUUGAGUGUGAAACUGCAGAAAGCUCUGGAUUUCAGCUGAGAAAUCCUGCUCCUCACCUGGCCGUGGCCAAAGCCUGCUGCCUGAAAAUUGGCUAUUUGUAGUGUAUGCACCCAUGCAGAAUUGUAUUUGGGACACUUCAGUACCAUAUUUAGCACUGUUACCUCUAGUGAAAACCUUACCUUUUUGCUUAUUAAUUUUUCUUAGCUUGCUGGAAGCUCGUGCCACAUGUCACUUCUUUCUGCCUCUGUGUCUGUGGGUUCUUCAACAAGAAUCAAAGGACUUUCAGGCAAGUGAUGAGAUUAAAUUGACACAGCAUAGGGCUGGAACUGGAAAUGUUAGACUAGCACUAUGCCUUCAAGUGCCCUUUUACCAAGCAAGAAAAACUGUCUUUAAAUAAAUGGUUGGGACAUGAGAAGAGAGUGACAUUUGAAAGAGAACAAAGGGAGCGUCUGCAGAAUUCACAACCAAGGUGUGAGUACAGGAAGAAAAUCCCUGUAAAGCAGCAGUUGAACUAAGAUUCUCCCCAGAGGAGAACUCAAAUAUUUGUCCUUCUGUCACUUUUUUGAGAAAAAUAUUCAAAUGUCCUUGGGAGUAAAACCACAUUGUGGAUAGUGUUUGUUUAAUAUGAGUCAUGCCUGGAAAUAUAAACUUACUCAAGAUGUGUUCUGUAGCAAAACAAACUUCUACAAGAUCAGCUUACCUGACUAGCCACUAGAAUGUGAUGUAAACCCAUCAUAUUGUAUCAACCCAAAUAUUUUUUAUUUUUUUAAAAAAAGAUAAGUGGAUAUCAGGGCUGUUUAGAGUCAUUAUAAUCAACUGGAACAAACUGUGUUCCACAAUAAUGACAUUUCAAGCUUGUGUUUACUGCUGUGUGGUUAGAACAGGGCGUGCUCCCCGCUCAGCGGGACACGUGAAGCUCCUCAGCCCUCAGCUGCUUACCAGUUUCCUUCAUUUUAUUUACCUUACAGUGAAUAAAUGUCAAUGAAAAGUUGAACUAAAAGGGACAAAGUACAUGAUUUUGACUUGUAGUUUCUUGGAGGGUACAGAAUUGGGUCAUGUGAAGGAUUUUGAGUUCUUGAAUAGAAACAAGUGAAAGUUUGGUGUUUCCUUUCAUUUGUCUUUUUGCUAGAAGUGUAAUGAAGCCUAGGAUGGACUGCAAUGUUAUUGCUCUCAGGCUGAUAAAGUCUGCAUGGAAAGUACUGUUCAAUUCUUUUAAAUUACAGAACUGCCAAAUGACAAACAAACUCAGUGGAACACAAGAAGUUCUUAUGAAUUUUAUCUCUUUCAUUUUACGACGCACAAUAUCCUGCCCUUUAUUAAACCAUCUAAGAUACGGAUGGUGCGAAUCAAGGAGAAGUCUGUUCCUGUACCCAGGGGCCUCCUCCAUCCCUCAUUUCUUUGACUUCUCGUUUUCACUGAAAUUAGUAUCUCUCAUGUAGAAAUGAUGUUAUGUACACACAUGAUACUGAUACAGAAGAGACUUGCAUUGGUAGGUGAAAUCUGCCUCUGCCCCUCUGCUGGAAAGAAGUUGUAGUUGAGAUUUUUAUGUGUAUAGAUUUCACAUUAUCUAUUCUUUGAAGACAUACACUUUUUAAUAUCUCUGCAGACGUUGUUAGCAAGCUGCGUGUCAAGUCGUAUGACCAGGGUAAAUGCAUGUGGCUGCAGGUAGAUGAGGUGGUGGCUUCUCUGGGGUCACAGUGCAAAGGCAGUUUGGCCCCUUUGCUGCCUCUUGAUAUGGUGAAAACCAUAUUUCUGUGGAGCAUGAGGGUUAUUUCCCGUUCUCUGCCUAUGAGCUCAUGUACAGGAGAUAAUCUGGUGUCAAGACUUCAGUACAGGAACGUGCAUGGGGCCCAUGAAAAGAUGAGCGGUGCUUUGGAAUAGAUUCUAGGUCACCAGGUUGAUUUUCUUUUAUUUUACUUCUUAAGAUAUAAAUUUAGAAACUCAUUAAAGCUUUGUCCUUACGGAUUAGACAUACUUAAAACACUACAGGAUUUUCUCUGCAGGAUAUGAUAGAAUUUGUUGACAAGAUUAAGGGCAGGCCAGUGGUGUCAGCCAGAGCCCACGGACACCAGUGAGGAGCUCCCCUGCAUGUUAUGGCCUUUGGGUCCAGCCUUCAGGGCUUUAUGGGCUUGGGGAAGAACUUAUUUUACUUCUUGGAUAAGUAAUAAUUCAUUGCUACUUCCUAACAGAAACCAUGGGCAUUGAUUUCCCAUAGAUUUAUCUGUGGUGGUUUACAAGACUAAUUUUUAUAAAUGGUUUCUGUUUGCAGAUGUAAGCAAUCUCUUACUGCAGUGUCUGUACAACUCCCAUUAAGCAAAUGGUGAUUAGCAGGUAAUUUCUUUAAGCUUAUUUUUGUUUAAGCUUUUUUUAAAAAUUCAAAUAAUGUAAAAUUGCAAAAUGGGAAAAAAAAUCCAUACAUAGUUCAGAGGGCUGAGAAAUCUUUGAGAAAAUUGGUUUAGAAAGCAUCUUAAAAGGAUGGACACAGCUCUACAGUUUUGACUAUGCAAUUCUAAAUAUAAUUCUAAAUCCUAUUAAUUCUAAAUACAAUUGCAUGAAGAGAAAAAGAUCGGGGAAAAAUAUAACUGCAUGGCAUAAAUGGGUCUCUUAAAUACGUAUAAAUUCUGCAUUGAACUUUCUUGCCCUGAAACCUUAUUUUUAGUGUUGCCUCAGGUAACAGCUCUCUCCUUAGCAGUUUCUUUUUAGAGUAACACCUUAGCUGAGGGAAUGUGAAAAUUAGAAUCGUGAAGUCCUAUUUCUGGAGGUUUAUAACUCAAACAUUGAAACGUUUGCUCUCAGGUGAAAUCGGGUGUGUGAGGUCUCCUGUGUCUUCUCCUUUGCUCUUGCAUUAACUGCUCUUGUUGCUUUUCAUGGCCAAGAUCUCAGCUGAGAAGUUAUGUUAGUAGUAAUUAUUUAUUAGAUUCCUAUGUUAUGGGAUCUAGCUUCUUGGAUGUAUGUAAAUAACUAGGUACUGAGGAUUACAUGUGCUAGCGGUUGGAUGGAGAUACUUUUGAAAUGAACUGGGAUUUCUUGGGGAUAGGAGCUUUGUCCCGGGAGCUGUGCUUUGUGCUAGUAAUGCCAAUCUGAGCCUACAGGCAGGAUCAGGGGCUGAGCAAGAUGAGCUCGGCAUGAGUAAAGGUAGCAGAUCUGAUCUUAGUUUAAGAAAACAGCUUCUUUAAGUUGCCCUUGAGAAAACUCUGGGUAUCUGGUAGUUGCUGCUGUCAAUGCACUAUUAUACACUGACACUGGUUUGGGAGGUAAAAAUUGUUUCCUGCAAGUGCUUUACAGUUUACUACACUUUCAGUUAAGGGUUUUAAAACAUGCAUGUGAUGCUAUUUUUGUGAAACUUAUUAUGUAUUUAUGAUAUCUAUUAAUCUCUUUGUAAUUAUUCAUGUCAUUUAAAUUUGACACGUUACUGCCCCAAGAUGUAGCUCUCUUUUCUGUACGAAACAUUGUACUUCAGGGCAAGGUUAAGACUCAGUUGUUAUGAGUUAUAUCUGGAUUUAAGAAACAGAAGAGUCAUGAAUCUCAAUUAAUUCUCUCUUGCUUGCUCUUUUUGGCUUUCCCAUCUGUUAUGGCUCUGCUGAAAAAUACCUGCAAACUGCAAAAUUUGGUCUGAUGUAAAUUUAAAGAAUCAUUUAAGCCGUUUAUGUUUUCAUGGACUCAUUUUCUUUCAGUGAGCUUUUCCAUCUCCAUAUAAUUACACAUUCUUUAAAAGUCUUGUGUUUUCAUCUGACUGGAAUGGAAUGGAAUGGAGAGAGGUGUUUUCCUGGUGGCUUUGUUGGGGACAGCGCUUGCGUUGGAUAACUCAAGUAAACAAUCGGGACCAUAUUUUCACUCAGCCCCUGCACAUUCAUGAUCUUAGCCAUACGGCUUCACCUCAUGGCUCUUUAGGAUGGGGACAGUUUGAAUUGUUUUAUUACAGGAAAUGUAUGUCAUGAGCAUAUACAUCAUGAUCUUCAUUAUAUUGAUGACAGUUUAAGAGUUAAAAGCCUUUAAAAGAACAUGCCAUGAGUGCUUUCUUCCCAUGGAGAUAGAUCAGUGAGUGCGUAAUCUUGGAAAGAAGCUGAGAAACCAGAUUUUCUCUCUGGAGAUGGGAAAAGACCCCAAGGGUAAAAACGGGCAAUCCGUUUUGAAAGGGCAGAUCAAGCUCCAACUUCAGAGUUGGGCAGAACUUGAUUCUCAAAAACAUCCCCAGGGUCCGUGCUUGCCUGCAAAGGGGGACACGGAGAAACCGUCAAAGCGGCAAAAAUACAAAUGAUGGGCCAGGCAGGUAAAAGAAAUGACAAACCACAUUGUGGUCAAAUACGGGCCCUUCUCAUGCUGGUAGUGAUCUGAAAAAAUGGCAGCAAAAUGGAGCCUUCGGGAAGAAAAGGCAAAAGGAGAAUCUUGUGCAGACCUUCAAGAUUGAAUACAAACAGAGAUUUGAGACUAUGUCAAAUAUUUCAUCUUGCAAUAAGUUUAUAAUAUGCUGAAUUAAUUCCUGGGAAUUGGCAGUAGAGCUCUUCUCACAGCAAACACAAGAUCUGCAGCAUACUAAUAUGAAAUGGGACAUACAUUUUAGAGUUAAGUAUAGCUAUAUAAGUGUUCAAAAUGUUUCUGUGUAUAUGCCAGCACUUUGAAAAAGGCCCUACGUGGCACACUUGGAAAUGGGCUCGUGUCACUCUUUAGAAACUUGUCCUCUGACUCUGCCACGGGAUUUAACUUCAUGUGAAUGUUAUGUUUAUUUCUUUAUUAUUUUAAGAAAAGUUUGGUUUGCUUCAACAGCAGUCUGAAAUCUUCAUCCAUAUGGCCUUGAUCUUGCUGCCUUUUUCAAAGCAUAUUUGUCUUCUAUGGGUUCUCCAGCUGCAAAAAUACAACAAUGUGAAUGUCUGCCCUGGGGUCAAAGUGAUGCUUCUGAGUGGGAAAUUCGACAACGUGCAUAUUUAUCCAGCUGAUAAACAUGUCAAAUAUAAGAGAUGUGUUUGACAAGAAGAUAGGAAGCCAAAUUUUGAGGACAUGGAGGCUUUCAGGUAUUUUUUUGGCAUAUCUCUAAGCAUCCAAGCUCAUAGUGAUGGAUGAUGUAAAAAUGUAAGGAAAAUACUUAUUUAUUAAUUCUCAGUCUUAGAAAUUGUCAGACAAUGCCUGUACUGAGAAUGGGGAAAAAUCCGAAAGCUUUCUUGUGAUCCUUAGUAAGAGUUUCUGCAAGUAAACACAGUGUAAAAAGUGGGAAAAGACUUAGAAGUUUGCUAAUUAUGAUUAGUCUCAUGAACACAGAAAUCAUACUUAAAAGUGUGCACACAUCAUUUGUUCUAAUGUAAUAAGCAAGAACUGUAUAAAAGUAAUUUUAUUGGGGGGAAACAGUAAUUAACCUAUCCUGUUAGGAUGAAACAGAUUUUUUACUGGAGCGAGUUGUGCUGGGGAUUCAAUCUUACCUUUGAUUAUGUGCUAUUACAUUAGGAAAACUGCAGUUCAGUCAAACUCAUCUCUCAUUCAACAGAUUUUCAAUUUAAUGUAGUAUGAGCUUAUUGAGCUCCAACUUGGUAUGAAGAUUGCUAAAGGUGACAUUUCAAAUAAACAUAAUUUUUCUGCCGCCUUUUCACAGCGCAGCUAGAACAAAUGAAUGACAGACAUGAAAUAAUCUCACUGUUAAGAAACAUGACUUGUAAAAUUUAAGUGUUUUGAGUAACAACAUCCCUAAUUUCUUUCACACUUGAUUAACUUUUAUAUUGUGCUUCAGGAAGACUUAAUUAUAGUGUGAAGCGACUCACUCCGCUCUGUUCGGCUCAGUUCUUGGUAGGAAGUGUUUAAGGUCUCUUAAAGUCUGUAGCGGCAAGAGCAGUAGAUGAAAAGCAAUUACUGGUGAAAAUGUAAACGUCACAAUUAGCAGGUAAAGACUAGUGUUUGGGAAAUGACUCUCAGCAUGAUGGAAAUAUACACCAAACCAAUAAUAUUGAUUGCAGGUUGCUGGCAAAAGAAAGGAGAUUGUCCUGGGUGAGCUGCCCCAGCCCCGCUCGGAGCCCGCAGCUCACACCAUGGGGCUAUUUGAACAACCGGGCAUUCCCAACCAGCACUAUUUAAUGAAAUAUGGGGCCUUUCAUAGAUUUUUAAGUCACAAGAAGUGACUUUGGUUCAAUGUGUGAUCUCUUCAAUGCACUGAACAAACUGUAGGCUGGAUAGGUUUGAUUCAUUGUUUCAAUGGGGAAAGGAAUUUAAUUUAAGAAGAGUCGCAAUAUUCAGUGCAGGAAAUUAUAUUUUAUGGUGUGGGAAAGCUUUUCUGUGACAUGAAAUUUCCUCAGACAUGAUCCCCAAACAGUAAAUAAGAACUU
Molecule: messenger RNA, 18617 nt
Organism: Columba livia (rock pigeon)
Lineage: Eukaryota; Metazoa; Chordata; Aves; Columbiformes; Columbidae
Gene: CCDC85A
Product: coiled-coil domain containing 85A
Exons: 3
Coding region: 591-1760 (389 amino acids)
Source: RefSeq, a predicted model, not a curated record